Molecule: messenger RNA, 1164 nt
Organism: Anisakis simplex (herring worm)
Lineage: Eukaryota; Metazoa; Nematoda; Chromadorea; Rhabditida; Anisakidae
Source: the annotation of a GenBank genome assembly
AUGAUUCGUAACUGUGAAAUCUUAUUCGGACCAGGAUAUGCCAGUCCUCAAGAUGCUUUUCUGAACGGUCCGAGGGAAAAGUUUUUAUUUGUUACCUGUCCAAACACGGAUCCAUCAAAACCAGAUAUCAUCACAACGGUCGAUGUUGAUCCAGCGAGCGAUACUUACUGCCAGAUCGUUAGUCGUGUAGAUUUGCCUUAUUCGGGUGAUGAAGUGCACCAUUCGGGAUGGAAUGCAUGUUCGAGUUGUUUCGGUGAUAAGACAGCUAAACGAUCCUACCUUGUGGUUCCUUGCUUGCUGUCCUCGCGGGUCUACUUCAUCAACACAACCAAUCCAAAAGCACUCAAGCUUCAUAAGGUGGUGGAACCGAACGCGUUGUUGGCUCAUAACGUUAGUUUCCCCCACACAACGCAUUGCCUCGCAGAUGGCAACAUUAUGAUAAGUACAUUGGGCGAUGCAAAAGGUGAUGCUAAAGGUGAUUUCAUUCUUGUGAAUGGUAAGACAUUUGACGUCGUUGACACCUGGAUCGCGAAGGAUUCUCAACAUAUACAGUUCAACUAUGAUUUUUGGUAUCAGCCACAUCACAAUGUAAUGGUGAGUACGGAAUGGGGAGCACCAUUAGCCAUCCGAAGAGGCUUUCAAAUGAAGGAUGUGGCACAAGCUCUGAUAACUGAAAUUAUCAUAUCAAUGGAUGACAAGUUUCUGUAUUUAUCAUGCUGGUUACAUGGUGAUAUUCGUCAAUACGACAUAUCAGAUCCUCAUCAUCCAAAGCUGGUUGGACAGGUGUUCAUUGGAGGAAGCAUUCAUGACGAAACUGAUGUGAUCGUAGAUUUGGAGGAAGAUGAAGAACUUCAGGAACGUCCAAAAGCGUGUUACAUAAAAGGCGAACGUAUUGAAGGUGGUCCACAAAUGUUACAGUUGAGUUUAGACGGCAAACGGCUUUAUGCAACCACAUCGUUGUUCCGUAUAUGGGAUGAGCAAUUCUAUCCGAAGACGAAAGUGAGUGGCACCAGAAUGAUACAAAUCGAUGUGGAUACUGAUCGUGGUGGAUUGACAAUCAAUGAGGAUUUUUUGGUUGAUUUCGGCAGAAUUGAAGGAGGACCAUUUCUGGCGCAUGAAAUGAGAUAUCCGAAUGGUGAUUGCACUUCAGAUAUUUGGAUUUGA